Molecule: messenger RNA, 1816 nt
Organism: Myxocyprinus asiaticus (Chinese sucker)
Lineage: Eukaryota; Metazoa; Chordata; Actinopteri; Cypriniformes; Catostomidae
Product: guanine nucleotide-binding protein G(I)/G(S)/G(O) subunit gamma-4
Exons: 3
Coding region: 237-464 (75 amino acids)
Biological process (GO): G protein-coupled receptor signaling pathway
Cellular component (GO): heterotrimeric G-protein complex
Molecular function (GO): G-protein beta-subunit binding
Source: RefSeq, a predicted model, not a curated record
UCGAGGUUCCCCCUCACAUCUGGGAAGACGCUAAUCAACUGAGAGAGCAUCAAUGCACACGGUGCGAACCGGGGAAAUACUCGACGUUUAGCGCGUUCGGCGAACCUGCGGGAGUGGACGGUGACUAGGAGCUGCGGGGUUUUCCUCAUCGCUUUCCAGUCCUCAUUUGGGUGGAGUCGACCCCGUUUUUUCUGAUACACUGAAGUCUGACCAUUGGCACAAUUAAGGAAACAAUCAUGAAGGACGGAAUGGCUAAUAACAGCACCGCCAGCAUCUCACAGGCCCGAAAAGCUGUGGAGCAACUCAAGAUGGAGGCCUGUAUGGACAGGAUAAAGGUGUCCAAGGCUGCAGCGGAUCUUAUGGCAUAUUGUGACGCACAUAUACGAGAGGACCCGCUCAUCGUGCCCGUUCCUGCGUCAGAAAACCCCUUCAGAGAGAAGAAGUUCUUCUGCACCAUCCUCUGAGGUCGUGCUGCAGGUUCCACCGCGAGGUUUCCACAUCCCUGGCUGCUGCCAUUGAGCGCAUUUGACUGCCAGCCGCAUCUGUUGAUGGUUCGACCCCUCCUGACGGCCUCUGGGGGGGUUUUGGGGGGGGUCGCUCAACUGGCAACCCAGUCAGAGCGUUUCAUGUCUCGUUAAAUAGGUUUGUUAUUGCUUCGUGAUUAGAGAAAAGCCUUUCUUACUGCUUCAUGAGAUGAGAGAAUUUUGUCUUUUGUUUAGUUUCGCUUCUAGUUGAAACCCUGCCGAGUGGUCAUUUUGUAAUGUAUUUAGACAUUUUUAUAAACUAGACACCUCUUGUUUGAUGUACACUACCAGUCAAAACUUUGGACACACUGACUCAAAUGUUUCCGUGAUCUUUAAAACCUUAAAUGCUUAAAUUAUUGAAACUAGUUUUCUGUACAAAAAUGAACGCCAGCGCUUUAAUUUCUUUAAAUGUAUGUGUUGGAGCGGAUAGUGAAAGAAAAGCAGUCAUCAAGUGUCCAGGAUGAAGUUGAAAUCUAGAAUCUAAAGGCCAAAACAUACUCUACGCAACUACAUGAACGUAGAUGCUUCCAGCUCGUUGCGUUCUGUAAUGUGUCAGACUGCAAUUCAUAAUGUUGCCACAAGGGGUGAUAUAAGAUUAGUGUGAUCUGUCCACUUUUAUGGUGAAUUUUCUCUUUCUCUUCAACUACUGUCACAGCGGAGAAACCGUUUGAAGAGUAUAUCGCUGAGCAAGUAAGUUAAAGUUGAUAUAUUUAUUAGGGCUGUCAAUCGAAUACAUUUUUUUUUUUGUGAAUUAAAGGAAUAUUCCGGGCUCAUUACAAGUUAAGCUCAAUCGACAGCAUUUGUGACAUAAUGUUGAUUGACUCAUCCCUCCUUUAAAUAAAGUACAAAUCGAGGUUACAGUGAGGCACUUACAAUGGAAGUCAAUGGGGAAAAUGGAAGUCAAUGGGGCCAAUUUUUGGAGAGUUUAAAGGCAGAAAUAUGAAGCUUAUAAUUGUAUAAAAGCACAUACAUUAAUUCUUCUGUUAAUAUUAUAUACUGUAUAGUAUUAUUUGAGCUGUAAAAUCAUUCAAAUCAUUUUUACAGUCAUUUUAGGGUUUUGGGGUUUGUUGACAUUACAUCAUCAUGGCAAUCUUGUAAUAUUGGGUAUAACUUUACACGGAAAAGGUUAGUAAGUGAUUUUAUGAGGGCUGGGUGGUAUGUAAAAAAUAUUUUAUUGAUAAUCACCUUAAAAAAUAUCACGAUAUCUGAUUAUCGAUUAUUUUUAUUUAUUUAUUUAAUAAAUAAAUAAAUAAAUACAAUUUUCUCCCAAUUUGGAAUGCCCAAUUCCCAAU